AUGGAUCUGGCGUAUCCGCCGGGGGUUCUAAACCCUCCGGAGGUUAGAUCGGAGAUUGGAUCGGUGGUUUUGGGUGAUAAGAGAAGUGAUUUGAUGGAAGGAAAACAAGUUGGAAAGGUGAUCGAGAAGGAAUCAAAAUCCUGGGUAUCGACGGCGGAAGAUAAGAAAAGUUUGAAGAAAUAUGAAGUUGAGGUUUUGACUAAAGAUGGCAAGCACUCGGUUGCGAUUCCGGAAGCGAUUCUAUCGGAUUCAACACCGUUGUGGGAUGAUUUUGUGGUUGGAAAAUUUCUAGAUCUCGCUCCUCACAUGGCGAAGGUCCACAUGGUGGUUAACAAGAUUUGGAGCUAUGGUGAGAAGGAUUCAAAAGUGGAUGUCUAUGAUGUCAAUGCUACAACAAUGAGAUUUCGAAUCUCAAAUCCAAAAAUUCGUGAGAAGGUGCUAAAAAGGGGGAUGUGGAAUAUAGUUGGUGUUCCUAUGGUGGUGACUAAGUGGUCUCCUAAGUCAGAAGAAGAGAAGCAGGAAGAGAAUGAGAUACCGAUGUGGGUGAACCUUAGAAAAGUGCCUCUGCAUAUGUAUUCAUGGCAAGGGAUCAGCUUCAUGACCAGUACUGUGGGAUUCCCAGAUAAGUUGCACCCUGAGACGCUUGCGUGCACAAACUUGGAGGUUGCAAAGGUGUUUGUUAACGUUGACAUCUCUAAGGCUCUUCCAAAAGAGAUUGAAUUCACUAAGGAUAGGAAGGAGUUUACUGUGGAAUUUUACUAUCCCUGGCUGCCAGCAAAGUGUAAUGGAUGUGGAAAGUGGGGUCACAUUGAGAGGGUUUGUGUAAGAAACGGUAAAGAAAAGAAGAAGAAAGAAGAUAAUGUGGUAAUGAAGAGUGGUAGUGACGAGAAAGUGAUUGAAGAAGAAAAUAAGUUAGAGAAAAGUGUGGAAGGUGUUGAUGAGGCUUUGCAGGAAGGAGACAGUAGUAAAAAAGGAGAAGAGGUAACAGUAGGUCAAGAAGAUGGUAAAAUAUCAGAUUGGUCUACAGUUCCAUUAGCAAAAGUGGGCAGAUCUUCACCAAGUCAUGUGUCUGUUGUUGAGAUAUCUGCUUCAAAGUACUCGGUUUUAACUGUAGAAGAUUUAAAGGAGGGUGAAAACGAAACAGAGGAAGGGGAGAUUCUUACUGAGGAUCAGGAGUAUAAUGAGGAGGAGUUAUUGGAGGAAAGUGAGCAGUUAAGAAGGAUAGAAGAUGAUAAGAUGGAGGAUGACAUAUUAGAGAACCAGAGUAGAGGGAAUGAUAAGGCAGAGAUGAAAAAGGGGUAUCAGAAGAAGAGGGGUCAGAAGCUUAAAGCUCAGGAUGCAAAUCCUGCUAAGAGCACAAGGCCUUCUCGGAAAAAAACUAAUAUGUCAUGCUUCUUCUGGAAUGUGAGAGGAUUUAACAAAUCUUUAAAGCAUUCAGUAGUCAAGGAGUGGAUUGGUAGGAAAGAAAUGAAGUUUGGUUGUAUUUUGGAAACAAGGGUGAAAGAAAUAAAAGCGGAGAAGAUAAUAAAGGGUGGUUUUAAGGAGUGA
Raphanus sativus (radish) is the source of this 1548-nucleotide messenger RNA. RefSeq lists its product as uncharacterized. The record is from RefSeq and is a predicted model, not a curated record. The coding region runs from base 1 to 1548 and encodes 515 amino acids. NCBI's taxonomy places the organism in Eukaryota, Viridiplantae, Streptophyta, Magnoliopsida, Brassicales, Brassicaceae. The transcript has a single exon.